Messenger RNA from Malassezia restricta, 2322 nucleotides. Its product is annotated as cleavage and polyadenylation specificity factor subunit 2. The transcript has a single exon. NCBI's taxonomy places the organism in Eukaryota, Fungi, Basidiomycota, Malasseziomycetes, Malasseziales, Malasseziaceae. Gene Ontology annotation, biological process: mRNA 3'-end processing by stem-loop binding and cleavage. Bases 1 to 2322 code for a protein of 773 amino acids. The record is from RefSeq and is a predicted model, not a curated record. Gene Ontology annotation, molecular function: RNA binding. Gene Ontology annotation, cellular component: mRNA cleavage and polyadenylation specificity factor complex.
AUGCUGCAGUUUACGCCGCUGUCCGGGCCGUACGUCGGCACGCACGAGCGGCCCAAGGCCCUAUCGUAUCUCAUCGAGGUCGAUCAGAGCCGCAUCCUCCUGGACUGCGGCGCGCCGGAGGAUCUCUCGUUCGAGGCCGAUGACCUGCCCUCGGCCCUCGAGCGCCUCGGACCGACGAUCGACGCGGUGCUUCUCGUGCACGCCGACAUGUCGCACAUCGGCCUGUAUGCGUACGCGUACGCACACUACGGACUGCGGUGCCCCGUGUACGCGACGCUGCCCGUCCAGACGAUGGGCCGCCUCCAAAUGCUCGAGACGGUCCAUGCGUGGCGUCAAGAGGACACGCAGCGCUACGUCCCGACGGAGGCCGAGGUCGACGAGGCCUUCGACGCGAUUCGCGCGCUGCGCUACAUGCAGCCGACGCCGCUCGAGGGCCGCUGCGCGGGUCUCGUGCUCACCGCCUACCAUGCCGGCCACUCGCUCGGUGGCACAGUAUGGAAGCUGCGCUCGCCGUCCGUCGGCACGAUCGUCAUGGCGCUGGACUGGAACCACCACCGCGAGCGCCACCUCGAUGCGACGGCGCUCCUCGCUGUCGGCACCGCCGCCGCGCCCCUCGCACACGCGAUCGGCCGCCCUGACCUCCUGAUCACCGACAUGGAGCGCGGCCUCUACACCAAUGCGCGCCGCAAGGACCGCGAUGCGACGCUCCUCGACCAUGUGCACCGCACCCUCACGAGCGGGCACUCCGUGCUCCUGCCUGUCGACGGCGCGCCGCGCCUGCUCGAGCUGCUCGUCCUCCUCGAUCAGCACUGGGCCUUUGCGUACCAGCACCAGCGCUUUCCGAUGUGCCUCGUGUCGCACACCGGCCAGGAAGUCGUCGAGCGUGCGCGCACGUUCAUGGAGUGGAUGUCGCGCGAGUGGGCGAUCCAGUUCCUCGAUGCGCCCUCGCGGCGCAAGGCGGCCGCGGCGCCGAAGUCGCCGCUCGACUUUUCGUGCCUGCGCUUCUACUCGUCCGUCGAAGCGUUGCGCGACGCGCUCCCAGCGUCGCAGCCGAAGCUCGUGCUCGCUACGCCGCCUGCUCUCUCGCAUGGGCUGGCGCGCCAGCUGCUGCCCGAGUUCCUGAGCGACCCGGAGGCGAUGGUCCUUCUUACCUCGCGGGGCGAUCCGUCGAGUCUCGGGCGCACGCUGUGGGACCGCUGGAACGCGGCGCAGCCGGACGUCGAGGCAUGGCACACCGGUCAUGUCGGCGUGCCAGUGAGCGUCGGUGGCCACCUGGCGCUGGAGCUGCGCCGCCAAGUGCCGCUCGCGGGCGACGAGCUUCGUGCGUACAUGGAGCGUGUGCCGGCGCCGGCGCCGCCUGUGCGCGCGAUGCACCGCGGACGAGACGCGGACGAGGACGCGGACGAGUCGGACAGCUCGGACGACGACGUGGCGCCCGUCGUGUCGGACGACAUGUCGUUCGACAUUUUCCUCCGCGGUCAGCGACGGGAUGCGAUGCACUUCCGCCUGUUCCCGCACAUUGAGCGCAAGCGCCGCAUGGACGGCUACGGCGAGUGGAUCGAUACGUCGCGCUGGCUCGCGAAGCGCAAGCGACUCGAGGCCGAGCAGGAGGCGCAGCUCGAUCCCACGCCGGCACCGGCGCCGGCGCCGGCGCCGGCCAUGCCGAUCCCGACCAAGUUGGUGAGCGACACGGUGCAUGCAGACAUGCGGUGCCGCCUGCUGUACAUCGACAUGCAGGGCCUGAGCGACGGACGCGCUCUGACGACGCUCGUGCCGCAGCUGCAGCCACGCCGCCUGAUCCUCGUCAACGGCGAUCCCGCCACGCACGCGGCGCUCGACACCAAGUUCCGCGGCACGCUGGGCGACGCGCUGUACAUGCCGCCGGUCGGCUCGUGCGUCGCGCUCGGCGGCCUCGCGCACUCGUACACCGUGCGCCUCGGCGACGCCCUCAUGAGCCAUCUGCGCUGGCGGCCCAUGCAGGACUACCAAAUCGUGCAUCUGCACGUCGCGCCGAACGAAGACGAUACCCCGACGCUCGUGCCCGUGCAGGACGCGUCGACACUGCACGCCGCGCAGGCGCCAUCCACCCUGUACGUCGGCGACCUGCGCCUCUCGGCCCUCAAAGCGUACCUCGCCCGGCAGCAUCGCCUCCGCGCCGACUUUGCCGGCGAAGGCAUGCUCGUGUGUGGCGACCGCGACGCGCGCAACGUGACCGUCACCAAGGACGGCGCCGGCCGCAUCGUCGUCGACGGCACGCUCUCGCCCAACCUCGCGCGCGUGCGCCAGUCCAUCUACCAACUCGUAGCGCAGGUCCAUCAGUAA